ACAGGGGACCCAUCCCUCGGCAAGAGUCAUCAUCAUCCAUCAUCACCCAAUUUCGAGUCCGAAAACGACUCACCGCGAAGACAUCGCGAGCGCUGCUGACGGCCAGCCCAGAAUAGUCUGGUCAGACCUGUCUUUUUCUUUUCUUUUUUCCGUUUUACUCACCUCACCGUGGCGACUGUUUGCCAUUGCAUCUGCCGUAAUCUGCCCGAGACUUUAACCACCCAACCUUCUUGGGGACAACCUCUUAUGGCACAACCUCCUUACAGCACCGCCUUCUACAGGACAACCUCUUUUCGGAUAACCUCCUAGUACCCUCUACGCCGACCUCCUUCCAUCCUACAGGAUACCCACCCAACUACAAAUCAUAAUUCCUAACCUUACAGAAGACAGCCUCCCGCAUCUUUUCGACGCUGCCUUCGUGACUUCCUAUGUCUGCUUGCGUCUGGCACUUCUUGACAUAACAAUCUUUGCUUAUGGCCGGUCGGAUGCAUACCACGCCAUCGCUGCAGGCGAGCGCUGAUCGAUAGCACCUCCCAUCCUUAGAGACCUUGCCGCUUGCUGUCAAACAAGGCCUUGGUAACAGCCGCUCGACCAUGGAUCCUGAGGACCAGAGGGAUGUUGAGCUGUCGACCCUGGCAGCCAUCUUCCCCGAGAUUCAGAGACUGAGUGACAAUGACCUGUACAGCUUUGUGCUGGAUGUUCCUGUGAACCCAACAAAGGCCGUCACGGUGUUUUUCCCCGCCGCCGCAGAGGCACAGGGUCUCGACCCAGGGGCAACACUGGAAGCUGGGGCUGCUACCACGCGGCCGGACACGAACGGAGUUGAUUCUCACGAGCUAUCACACCUACCUGCUGUCCGCGUACAGAUCUCGCUGCCUCCGGCAUAUCCGGCAGAGCAGCCGCCAGCUGCCAGCGUGUCAACCCAGCCAUCGUGGCUCCCCGCAGACACGGCCAAGAGGCUGGAAGACGACUGCGCGCGCUUGUGGGAGGAGCUGGGUCGCGAUCUCGUCGCCUUUACGUACCUUGACCAUGUGCAGCAGUCAGCAGACGAUGUCUUUGGGCUUGUGAGUGACGUGGGAGCUUUGCAGAUCAGUCCUGAGCACAAGAUUGCGGUUUUGGACUACGAUAUCGAGGCCAAGAGGGUUGCUUUCGAGAACGGAACGUUCGACUGUGGCGUCUGUCUUGAUCCGAAGAAAGGUUCCAAGUGCCAUCGCAUGAUAGACUGUGGCCAUGUGUUUUGUACCGAGUGUCUACAAAGCUUCUACAAUAAUGCCAUCAAAGAAGGCGAUCUUGCCGCCGUUCGAUGCCUAGAGCCCAGUUGCGCGAAAGAGAGAGCUGAUGCCGAGGCUUCCAACAGCCAGAAGCGGAGCAAGCGGAAGACAUUCAUCAGCCCCAGCGAACUUCUUCAGAUCCCCCUUGAGCCUGACAUGGUGAAACGCUACGUGACUCUCAAGUACAAGACAGAGCUCGAGUCAGACAAGAACACAGUCUACUGCCCGCGACCAUGGUGCCAGGGCGCGGCUCGGUCCAAGAAGCGCAAGAAGCCUGAAGGAUUCGAGCUACACGAGGCCGAGGAUAACUCGGACAGCGACACCGAAGAGGCGCCCAAGGCGGACACUGGGAAAGCUGUCCAGUCCAAGCCCCACGUUGACAGGCUCGCGAUAUGUGAGGACUGCGGCUUCGCCUUUUGUAGCAGGUGUUAUCAAGGCUGGCACGGAGACUUGGUCGUGUGUGCUCCCCGUCGUGAUGACGGGGAGCUCAGCGCGGAAGAGAAGGCCUCGCUGGACUUCAUCAGCUUGCACACUACGCCGUGUCCUACUUGUGCAUGCCCUGCCCAAAAGACGCAUGGUUGUAAUCAUAUGAUUUGCUACAGGUGCCAAACGCACUUCUGCUACCUGUGCUCGGCGUGGCUGGACCCUUCAAAUCCAUACCAGCACUUCAACCAGCAGCCUAAUGGCAAGAUCGGCAGCUGCUAUAUGAGGCUUUGGGAGUUGGAAGAGGGCGACGAGGACGGCCAGAACUUCUUUGCUGGAGGUCGUGGUGGGCAGCAGGACCCUAGGAACGAGCGGGAGAUCGCACUCGAGGAAGCUAUUAUCGGAGACGAAGACGUCAACCAGCAGCAACAGCCGCCUGAGCCACGACCAGCGCCCCACGAGAAUGGGCGGCGGGUGGACGUCGAGCGGGAAGGGCCCCUAGUCCUUCGCAUCGAUGCAGCCGCGCCGGCUCCAGGUGCAGCACGGCAGCCUGCUCCGGUGGCGCAACCGCGCGGCGGCGCGCAGAACAGAGGUAGAGGCAAUCCUGCAGGAGGGGCACGACAGCAAGCGGCUCGAGGGGGGCGAGGAAGGGGUUUCGGCCCACGACAGCACUUGAACCAGGGGCCAAACCGCGGCGCACAUAACUUUAUUCGACGGGAUCGUCACCUCCCCGCGCAGCAAUUGCGCGACGAAGCUGAACAGGAGGAGGUCCAAGCCGGAGAGGCGGCCUGGAUCAGACACUUUGUGCAGCUCGCGCUCAACGACAAUGAGGACCUGAUAGAGGACGAGUAGGCCGCGUGGACUGUUGUGCGUGCGUGCUUCGACUUGCCCACACAACAGCUCACAACACUCCCCACCGUCCAGCGAAAUAAAACGCUCGGCGACCGCGCCGCCCGGGCAAUGUGAUAAGGACACCUCAUCGCAACUUCCCGGGACGCGCCCCGGGCCAAGGUACACACGUAUACUACGACACUACGCAACAAUCUCGCUGCGCGGCCCCCGCUCACCGACCACGGUAGCAUCGAAACACCAGAUCACUCGACCAGCCCCAUGGACCGACCCAGCCAGGCGCGAACGAAGGGGGGCAAAAGGUUUGAGCGCAACCCGUCCGAUCAUUUCCCCUUCCCUUGCCAUGCUCGGCCGAGCGACCAGCCGCGUUGACCAUGGAUGGGCCGAAGACUCGCGCGAGACAGCGAUGAAGUACCAAGACCAGAUAAAAAGACUUGCCAGCCAGGGUGUGUACUGUACAACCAGACAACCAGCCUGCCAGCCUUCCCCCGUGGCCCGUGCUGUUGACCCGCCCGCGUAACAGCUGCCGACAAAAGGUAAUCGAGUGGGCUAGUUCCGGCUGCGAGGCGAUCCCACUUUUUCGCCGGCGAGGACAGAUCAGAUCGAAUGGGCGAUGCGACGUGGGGUGGAAAGGCUAUCCCUCUUAGGAAGCGGGCCUCUUGACGGGGGGAGGCUGGCAAGCGUUGCGAGCUGGGGGGGAGGCAACUUUUGGCUCUCGCACCAAGUGGGGAUGGAGGAGAGGGCACGCAAUGACAGUAGAAUAUGGCCCACGGGCAAAGUACAAUUGUACAUGGUGGUAUCCCGUACAAUACAUUCUACUAUGUAGUAGAGGCAACAUCAGAAAGUACAUUGGCCCAACUCUUCCUGGAGCCCCAUGUCCGAAUCCAGUUCGCCCAAACACCCCCGCGCCUCGGGCCUUGGUUCAUUAUCAGGCCAUGCUGACGUUGC
Messenger RNA from Diaporthe batatas, 3491 nucleotides. RefSeq lists its product as uncharacterized. Lineage: Eukaryota; Fungi; Ascomycota; Sordariomycetes; Diaporthales; Diaporthaceae. Gene Ontology annotation, biological process: ubiquitin-dependent protein catabolic process; positive regulation of proteasomal ubiquitin-dependent protein catabolic process; protein polyubiquitination. The record is from RefSeq and is a predicted model, not a curated record. The transcript has 4 exons. Gene Ontology annotation, cellular component: cytoplasm; ubiquitin ligase complex. Gene Ontology annotation, molecular function: zinc ion binding; ubiquitin protein ligase activity; ubiquitin conjugating enzyme binding. Bases 594 to 2546 code for a protein of 650 amino acids.